AUGAUUAAAAAUAAUGGAGUAAAUACAAUGUUCAAUUCAACAUUGGAUAUUGUUUCUCAUUAUGAAAGUUUAAUCAAUCGUUCAUCAUUAGAUGAUAGCAAAAAUUCAAAUUAUAUUAGAAGUCAAGAAGACAUAUCAAGUACACCUGGAAGAUUUUCCCGUAAUCUGAAGCUUGUGGAGGCAAAGUUAAGACAGGCUAGAGCUGAAAUAGUUUCAUUAUCUCAAAGAAAUGUCGAAUUGGAGAGACAAAAUGAAGAAUUAAUAAAGACAGUUAAAGCACUUAGAAGAUCAUGUUCUACUCAAUAUACCACUGAACCAGAAAACUUUGGAAAUACAGAAUCUUUAGGUGCUACAUGUCUUGAUGAAAAAGAUACAAUGUUUUAUAAUGAAACAGAUAGAAGUUCUGUUAUUAAUAAGUUUGCUUGUUAUUCAUCAAGUAACACUAGUUUAGGAAUAUCAGGAAGUUCUAGAAAAAGAAGUUUAUCUACAACAUCUUGUGAUAUUGAAUCUAAAAUUAAGAAAAAUAAUGGAUUUAGUACACCACAAAAAUUUAAUGGUAACGAUAGCAGUUUAUUUAACUAUAGUAGAGAUCCAGUUCAAUUUGUAACCCCAAUACGUGAAAUGAUAGCUCAUAUGACAACGAAAUGGGCAAAAUAUGAAGAUAUUGAAAAUAAUCCACAUAAAGUUGUUAAACCAAAAGUUUUUGUUGGUUAUUGUGAUAUAUGUGAAACAUUUGUUCUUAAAGGAAAAAAUUGUUUGACAUGUACUGAGUGUAAUAUUUUCCUUCAUAGUAAUUGUAUGAAGGAUGCUCCAAUUCCAUGUGUACCAAGACCUCCUAUAACUUCUAAACAACCUAAGAUAAGGCCGUCACUUUUAGAUUUUUGUCCCCGUCUUCAUCCUAUGAUACCAUACAUUGUUGUCCAUGGAGUUAUUGCAAUAGAGAAAUACUUUAUUACAACAGAAGGACUUUAUCGUAUUCCAGGUGCUGGAUGUGAAGUAGUUAAACUUCUUAACAAUUUUAAACAUAAUCGUGUAAUACCUGAUUUAAAAAGUUGUGCAGCUGAAACUAUUACUGGAUGUAUCAAAAAAUUUCUUCGUGAAUUAAGAGAACCACUAAUACCAACAACAUCAUGUUUAGAAUUUAUUAAGGCUGUCAAGUUACGGGAUCUUGAAGGCUUAAAUUUUGCAAUAUGUAAUUUACCUUCCCCCAACAGAGAUACACUAGCUUAUCUUUGUCUUCAUUGGAAAAAAGUUGCAUCAUUGGCACAUAUAAAUAAAAUGCCAAUAGAAAAUAUUGCUUGUUGUCUAGGUCCUACAGUUGUUGGUUCUGUAAUAAAAUCACAUGAAUCAGUUUUAAAUAAAGUUGAAGAGGAGGCAAGAGAUCAAAACAAUGUUGUUGUUCAACUUCUUAAUCUCACAGAAGAUUAUUGGAAACAAGUUUUGAAAGGAAAAUUAAAUGGAAUUUAA
Messenger RNA from Strongyloides ratti, 1467 nucleotides. RefSeq names its product Rac GTPase-activating protein 1. Bases 1 to 1467 code for a protein of 488 amino acids. NCBI's taxonomy places the organism in Eukaryota, Metazoa, Nematoda, Chromadorea, Rhabditida, Strongyloididae. The record is from RefSeq and is a predicted model, not a curated record. Gene Ontology annotation, biological process: signal transduction. The transcript is spliced from 4 exons.